Messenger RNA from Penicilliopsis zonata CBS 506.65, 776 nucleotides. RefSeq lists its product as hypothetical. Bases 198 to 533 code for a protein of 111 amino acids. NCBI's taxonomy places the organism in Eukaryota, Fungi, Ascomycota, Eurotiomycetes, Eurotiales, Aspergillaceae. The transcript has 3 exons. The record is from RefSeq and is a predicted model, not a curated record.
UAUUAAGUACCUGAAUGGCAUGAUCUGUUUGUCUUCUUGACUCCUAAGGUUUCUCUAUUCCCCGUUAUCACGGAAACACUUUCUACAAUUUUCCUCUAGCAAUCUCUUUUGUCAGACUCGACAACCAGUCACCCCGUCCAAAUUACGUCAUAAUCGAUCUUCUUCCCUAUCAACUACCUUACCCCUCACUAUCAAAAAUGGUUCACCCGGCUUCGACCUGCUGCAAGAACACCCAGGACGGCAGCUGUGCCUGUGCCGCCCAGGCCCGCUGCUCCUGUGGUAAGGAGUCUGCUCUGCACUGCUCGUGCAACAAGGCUUCUGCCGAGAACACCGUCUCUGGACCCCGCUGCUCAUGCCGCGCCCGUCCCGCUGGACAGUGCACAUGCGAGAGAUCCGUGACCGAGAACCAGCCGGUAUCAGGGACCACAUGCCCGUGUGGCAAGCGGCCAGAUGCUUCCUGCACCUGCGAGAAGGCUGCGGCCGUUGACUCUGCUGCUGAGGCUUUGGAGAUCGACUUCACCGGGCGUGCUUGAUUGAGUUUGAAAAUAUUCUCUUUCUGGCUUCGAAAUUGAGUGUGCUUGAUUCGGGUGUUCGGGUGUUCGGGUGGAUUCUGUUAGGAUUCUAUUAGCCAUUCAGCAUGGGGAAGGCUUUGCAUACUGUACUUGUUUAUACCUAUUAGUAUCUCUGGAAUCGACUGCAAGGGAGCAGCUUCACAUACAAUAGCCGUCAAUGAAGUUUCAUGAAUGAUAUCAUAUCUAUCGGCAUCUUCUUUAGCG